This is a messenger RNA of Clarias gariepinus (North African catfish), 1027 nucleotides long. It is a transcript of the gene ppic, whose product is annotated as peptidylprolyl isomerase C. NCBI's taxonomy places the organism in Eukaryota, Metazoa, Chordata, Actinopteri, Siluriformes, Clariidae. Gene Ontology annotation, molecular function: peptidyl-prolyl cis-trans isomerase activity. The transcript is spliced from 5 exons. Gene Ontology annotation, biological process: protein folding; protein peptidyl-prolyl isomerization. Gene Ontology annotation, cellular component: intracellular membrane-bounded organelle. Bases 69 to 701 code for a protein of 210 amino acids. The record is from RefSeq and is a predicted model, not a curated record.
GUAAACACCAAAUCUCAGAUUACUGCUGUAGGAGCUCGUCACCCAGAGAUUACAGACAAUAUUUAGUCAUGCAGUGGGGAAAUAUGUGUUUAAAAUUAUUUUUUUAUUUGACAUUGUUCGAAACUGUGGUUUAUUCCAAAGCGAAAGUGGGUCCGAAAGUAACGGAUAAGGUGUUUUUUGACAUCACUGUAGGAGGACAUGAAGUUGGCAGAAUUGUGAUUGGGCUUUUUGGGGAGGUUGUGCCUUUGACUGUGAAGAACUUUGUUACUCUUGCUUCUGGAGAGGUAAAAGAGAAAGGAUACGGUUACAAAGGAAGUAAGUUUCAUCGUGUCAUCAAGGACUUUAUGAUUCAAGGUGGGGACUUCACAGCCGGAGAUGGAACGGGAGGUAAAAGCAUUUAUGGAAAGACCUUUGCAGAUGAGAACUUUAAGCUGAAGCACCAGGGCACUGGCUGGGUCAGCAUGGCUAACGCAGGCCCAGACACCAAUGGUUCACAGUUCUUCAUCACAUUAGCACGGGCUCCCUGGCUGGAUGGCAAGCAUGUUGUCUUUGGCAAGGUCUUGGAAGGCAUGACUGUUGUUCACACCAUUGAGCUCCAGGACACAAACGACAGAAAUAUGCCCUACACAGAGUGCGUUAUAGUAAACAGUGGGAAAAUUGAGGUUAAAACGCCAUUUGUUGUAGAAGUGGAGGGUUGGUAAUAUCUCACACACUGUAGCUCUGGACUUCUCCAUUCCCUACUUUAUCCUAAACAGUAUUAGAGUGGAAAAUUAAUCUAUGUCUACUAGAUAGUUUUUACUUUGAAAAAAGGAAAAGCAGCCAAUAAGUCAUGAACAAGUUUGGAACAUUCUUCAAGACUGGGAAACAUCCCAGAUGGCUCAAGAAGCUGGUCCCCAAGCAUGUGCAAAGCAAACAUAAGUGUAAUUUGACAAGUCUGAAAUGUGAAAAUGAAGAUAAAAUAGACAAGUUUAUUUAUUUUAGAAUUCUAUUGCCUAUGCUAUUGAAAAUAGAAUUGGUAUCAUGUAAA